UGAAAUUUGUGAAAGUGUUGCUGCUUUUUAAACUGCUCUUAAACUUUUGUCGCGAGACGUGUUGAGCGAGUGUGUUUUAUUCUGAAGUGUGAGAGAGAAAUUUGUGCUUUUAAAGUAACUGAUUUUUUUUCUCUUGCUUCUCUUUACAACAAACCCGUGUGACAGAAAAGGCAAAAAAUGAAACUAUACUUUAAGCGCUCAGGAAGCACGAAUUGACCGUACGGCUGCGAGGUGAACACCUGGACCACCUCCCCCCUCUUCCUUUUCAUCUCUCUGCCCCUGGCACACAGAUUCCCCCUGUCAUCUCUCCCCUCCCACUCGUCCUCUGGCUGUGCUUCCCCUUUCCCUCUCUCAGCAGCUUGUCCAUUCACAGCUCCCUCUCCUCUUCCCCUUUUCGCCUAACCGGUGGUGGUUACAAGAGGGAUGGGUGAGGGUCGGCAGGCCGACAUCUCUCCCCCACGAAACCGUUUGCCUGUCUCACUAGAUGCCUCCUGUCUCACAGCCAUCAGGAACGCAUCCACACUUGUCCAGAGCUGCAUCUCUGUCAACACGAGUUUGCUCGUGGUAUGUCCUGGGAAUCUCUCUGCCUCGCUCUCUUCCUGUCUUUAGGUCUUUAAACCACCGGCUUACACAGUGCAACCGAGCGGAAAGAUAAGUGGCGUUCAGAAAACAAGAGGUGUGCUCCAACCAUGUAGCUCGAAGUCACGCUUUCAGACGGUCCUCGCUCAUGUGUAACACCAGCAUAAUGGCCUACUGUUGGGGUUGUCAGUGGUGCAUGUGUGUGUGUUGUCCGUGGUUGGGCUAACUGUGUGGUAAUACCUUUGUGUCACCACCAUGCCCCGUGAUGUAUUGCUCUGUGUGGCUCAUUGAGCACAGCAUGGCACCGAUGCAGCACGGGAGUCCUGUGGGAGCCGAUAUGUAUCAGGGUUGGAAAAAAAAUAACUACAAGUUCUCCUCUUACUCGCUGAAACGCUCGUUUGAGGUGGAGGAAGCGGAUACAUCCACACACCCAUCGCCCCUGACUCGCCGGACCACCAACCCCCUCCGCUCAUCCACCUCCUCCACAUCCAGCCAGCGGAGCUAUGACUUGAGCUCCCGCAACUCUGAUUACUCAUCCACCAGAUCUUCACCCUCUGAGUCCUCCAGUCUACGCUCCCCGAAGACCGGCAUGAGGCGCAUUGAGUUGUCAGGGGGUCGUAAUGCUGAUACAGCCUCUUCCCGCCGUGCCGAGAUGUCCAUUGAAGUCUCCUCCAAGCAGAUAGAUAGCUCGCCCAGUGCCGGCAUCACCCGCUUUGGGCUCAAACGGCCGGAGGUCAGCCUGAGCAACAGGAGCACCUCCCUGGAGAGCUCCUCCAAUUCCUUCUCAAGCACCAGUAGCAGGCGAGGGGAGCUGAACAUGACGAGGACCCACGAGCCACCUGCCCCUCCCCGGAGGAUCGACUCCCAGAUGGCCUCAACCCCGGUGUCUAGGAUCCCCGAGCCUCCCCAGAGAAGGGCGGAACCCCCGUCGCCCAACCUUAGCCCAGUUGAUGUGGCCUUCAAGAGGCCAGAGGUUCCUGUGGAGAACAACGGCCACCAGCCGCCUGCACCCGUCACCCCCCUGCCUUCACCUGCAGAGCACCGGGUGGAGAGGGUGCAGUCGCCUGUCACAGAGGCGUCCGCAAGCCGACCAGCAGACAGACCUGAAGUGUUUUCCAGCUACAGCAGCAGUACCAUGUCUGAGGCGGUGGUGCCUGAUGCUAUGGUGUCCCCAGCAGUGGGUGGACUGUAUGGGGAGAAGGCUGGCGGCCCCAUGUUGGACUUCAGCUAUGUGGGUAUCGAUGCCAUUCUGGAGCAGAUGAGGAGGAAAGCCAUGAAGCAGGGUUUUGAGCUCAACAUUAUGGUUGUGGGACAAAGCGGCCUGGGAAAGUCUACUCUGAUGAACACGCUGUUCAAGUCUAAAGUCAGCCGUAAGUCUGUGCUGGCUACAGCCCAGGAGAAGAUUCCCAAAACAGUGGAAAUCAAGUCCAUCAGUCACGACAUCGAGGAGAAGGGUGUAAGAAUGAAGCUGACAGUCAUUGACACACCAGGCUUUGGAGACCAGAUCAACAAUGAGAACUGCUGGCAGCCCAUCAUGAAGUUCAUUAAUGAUCAGUACGAGGCGUACCUGCAGGAGGAAAUCAAUAUCAACAGGAAGAAAAGGAUCCCAGACUCCAGAGUCCACUGCUGCAUAUACUUCAUCCCCCCAACUGGACAUUGUCUUCGGCCUCUUGAUGUCGAAUUCAUGAGACGUCUGAGUAAAGUGGUCAACAUCGUCCCAGUCAUCGCCAAGGCAGAUACACUCACGCUGGAGGAGAGAGACUUCUUCAAAAAGAAGAUCAGGGAAGAGCUGCGAGCCAAUGGGAUUGACGUAUACCCACAGAAGGAAUUUGAUGAGGACGCAGAGGACCGAAUGAUCAAUGAAAAGAUCAGGGAGAUGAUCCCAUUUGCUGUGGUGGGAAGUGAUCAGGAGUACCAGGUCAACGGCAGGAGGUUGCUGGGGAGGAAGACCAAGUGGGGAACCAUUGAAGUUGAGAACAUAGCCCACUGUGAGUUUGCCUAUUUACGGGAUCUCCUCAUCAGGACCCACAUGCAGAACAUUAAGGACAUCACCAGCAGCAUCCACUAUGAAAUGUAUCGCGUGAGGCGCCUCAAUGAGAAUAACACGAUGGUGGCUCAUGCCAACGGUAUCCCAGAACAUCAUCUCACCGCCCACGAGAUGUAGACGCCGCCUGCCGCCAUCACAGCGUAACUCGUUUGUUCUGAGACUCUGAUGUUCAGCAACAGUCCUUCAACUUCACUCCAACCCACUCCACUCCAAACCUCCUCCCCCACCUCACAGGGUGCGAAAAACUCAAACGCCUGCCAGAGGGACUUCAUUAUCGGUGACUUUUGGUGGCUGAAUGGACGGUUUAUGUCAGUUUAUUGCUUCAUGAAUAAAUCCCCUCAGUAUCGCUGACCGAGAGAGGGAUUUUUACCUGCUUACAGUUAAUAGUUGUGGUGCCAAAAUUUCAGCUUCCACCAAACCGAACGAACUGACACUGAAGUGCCUUAAAACGUAACAUAUUAAACUCGUCCACUUUUCUUUUUGCAGAUUUUGGUGUUUUGUUUUUAGCAGCGCCUGUAGGAAUGUGGGCCACAGUUUUGUUUUUUCCUCUAAGCACACACUUAUAGCGACGUGUGAAAAGUGAUGAUACUUGCACUUGAUCACUGCAUAAAGCAUGUUGGAGAAGGGCCAGGCAGCGCUUUGCCAACAUGUAACACACAGUAAUGUAAAGUGUGAGCAGUGCAGCUUCACUCAGCUCUCUCCCCCUUAGUUAACCCCUCCCCCCCCCACUCCCAAAAAAGGGUUAUCAGAGAGCACCUCAUACGCUUGACUUAACUUUUCUGUCGCAGCUCGUGUUUCUCUUUAAAAGUUGUUUUUAAUUCCCACUUAUAAAUGUCAUUGUUUAUGAAUAGAAAUAUCUUGAGUGAUUUAAGAUAAAGUAUUUAUGCACGAUAUAAAAUGUGAACGCCGUCAGUUGUAGUCCAUAUAUUCAGAUUAGUAACACACACACUUCCCCUGCUUUGGGCCCGUCAUGGCGCCUUAUUUAUUGGAGGGUUUUUGUGCUUUUUCAUAGCAUGUUGGCCAAAACUGGAAAGAGCACGGUUGUUGGUGCCAGGCUGACUACAUUUAGACGUUUUCCAGUCCCCUUAAAUUCUUUUUUUUUUUCUUUUUUUUAAUCUAGUCUUCCACUGACCAGCCCACUUUGUUUUUCCUCCCAUCAUGUACCGAGGAUCUUUCUUUCAUCCACAUAUUACUUCCUAAGCUCUCACUGUCAUGCUCUGUCCUGUAUAUUCGUCUGUGUUCUGAUACAUUUUUGUACUUGUAUUAUUGAUAACAAAUUUUCUUUUGUCUUAUUUGAAAGAAAUAAAGAUUGAAGUUGUAAA
Molecule: messenger RNA, 3948 nt
Organism: Haplochromis burtoni (Burton's mouthbrooder)
Lineage: Eukaryota; Metazoa; Chordata; Actinopteri; Cichliformes; Cichlidae
Product: septin-9
Exons: 11
Coding region: 845-2743 (632 amino acids)
Biological process (GO): cytoskeleton-dependent cytokinesis
Cellular component (GO): septin complex; septin ring; microtubule cytoskeleton
Molecular function (GO): GTPase activity; GTP binding; molecular adaptor activity
Source: RefSeq, a predicted model, not a curated record